Oncorhynchus gorbuscha (pink salmon) is the source of this 1440-nucleotide messenger RNA. Its product is annotated as beta-1,3-galactosyl-O-glycosyl-glycoprotein beta-1,6-N-acetylglucosaminyltransferase-like. The record is from RefSeq and is a predicted model, not a curated record. Gene Ontology annotation, cellular component: membrane. Gene Ontology annotation, molecular function: beta-1,3-galactosyl-O-glycosyl-glycoprotein beta-1,6-N-acetylglucosaminyltransferase activity. NCBI's taxonomy places the organism in Eukaryota, Metazoa, Chordata, Actinopteri, Salmoniformes, Salmonidae.
AUGAAAAUCAGGACUCCUCUCAACAAGACCAGGCAUGCCACAAUAAUCCGUGCCUACACUGCAGGCCCUGACAAUGUGAAAGAGCAGUUCUACUCAGAGCCAGACAACAUCAUCCAAUCAACUCCCCAGAGUGACAAACUAAUCAUUGCUAGAGACUUCAAUGACAGGAUGGGCAAAGACAGCACCAACUGUGUGGGGACCCUCUCCGCCGACCCCAUACUGGGGACCCUCUCUGCAUGCCCUGGACUGGGGAACCUUGUUGCGGAACCCGGACAGGGGACCCUCGCUGCUGGCCCCGGACUGAGGACCCUCGCUGUGGGCCCCGAACUGGGCACCCUCGCUGCAGGCCCCGGACUGGGCACCCUCAUUGCGGCCCCAGACUGGAGGCCGUCGCUGGAGGCUCCGGAUUGGAGAACGUCGCUGGUAGCUCCGGACUGGACGACCCUCGCCACGGGUCCCGAAUGGACGGGAGACUCCGGCAGCACGGGAGACUUCGGCGGCACCAGACGGGCGGGAGACUCCGGUGGCGCCGGAGUGAAGGACGGCUCCGGUGGCUCCUGGCUGUACCCACUGAGUUGUGAGGAAGAAUACUUCCCCCUGGCCUUCUCGCUGGUUGUCCACCACAAGGUUGAGAACUUUGAGAGGCUGCUUAGAGCCAUCUACGCCCCCCAAAACUUUUACUGCGUCCACGUGGAUAUAAAGGCCAAAGCGUCCUUCCUUGCUUCCAUCAAAGCCAUCACAUCCUGCUUUGAAAAUGUGUUCUUGGCCAGCCAUCCGGUCAGUGUCCAGGCUGAUAUCAACUGUAUAAGUGAUCUGUACAGGGCUAGUUCACACUGGAAGUAUUUCAUUAACCUCUGUGGCCAGGACUUCCCCAUCAAGACCAACCUGGAGAUGGUGCGCAGCCUGUGGGCUCUGGCUGGGGACAACAGCAUGGAGUCGGAGGCCAGGCCCAGAGGUAAGAAGUCGCGCUGGAAGAAAGUGCAUCAGAUUGUUGAUGGCAAACUUCAAAGAACAGAGCAGAACAAAGCUCCUCCGCCCUUUGGUAUACCCAUCUUGUCAGGUGGGGCAUACAUUGUGGUGAAUAGGGGCUUUGUGCGUGCUGUGCUGGAGGACAGCAAUGUGUUGGCUCUUAUUCGGUGGGAUAAUGAGACUUGGAGUCCUGAUGAGUUCCUGUGGGCCACCAUCCAGAGGCUUCCUGGCGUGCCCGGCUCCAUGCGCCCCAAGUUAGACAUGACGGACAUGCACGCCCUUGCCAGGCUGGUGAAGUGGCUGUGGUUUAGGGGUAUCUAUGUUAAAGUAAUGUGUGUAUAUGGGGCCGGAGACCUGCAGUGGAUGCUGCAGCAGCACCACCUCUUUGCCAACAAGUUUGACACGGACCCCAUUGCUAUCAGAUGUCUGGAGGAGCACCUUAAGCAUAAGGCCCUGGCAGAAAUACACUAA